UUUCUUCAUUUGUACCUGCAUGACCAUGAAUUAUCCUUACGAGGACUUCCUGGACCUCUUCUUCUCUACCAAAACCAACACGCCUGUCACAGCCGCAAGCACCUCCUCUUGUGGUUAUAGCUUGAAUGAUCUUGACGUUGAUUGGGGUUGUGACUUCCGUGAUGUCAUUGAAUCCAUCAUGGGUGAUGAAGGAGUUAUAAUGGAAACUGAAUCUGCUCCAAUGCUUCAUAGCCAGGAGGGAAUUUGUAACUCUGCGUCCACGGGUUUGUCCGUGACUGAUGGGGUUAGUGUAGAGGAGCCUAAGCUAGAUGAAUCAAAGGGCUUUAGGUUGGUUCACUUACUGGUGGCUGCUGCGGAGGCAUCAACUGGAGCGAAUAAGUCUCCGGAGCUAACUCGGGUUAUACUUGCAAGGCUUAAGGACUUGGUUUCUCCGGGUGACCGAACGAACAUGGAGAGAUUAGUUGCUCACUUCACCAACGGCCUUUCAAAGUUGCUUGAACGAGACAACGUUCUACGUCCCAACAAUCAUUGUAAUGAUGUUUAUGAUCAGGCAGAUGUGAUCUCAGCCUUCCAAAUGCUGCAGAACAUGUCUCCAUAUGUCAACUUUGGUUACCUCACCACCACACAAGCUAUUCUUGAAUCUGUGAAGUAUGAACGUCGAAUCCAUAUCGUGGAUUAUGAUAUCGCUGAAGGUAUUCAGUGGCCUUCAUUGAUGCAGGCCUUGCUGUCUAGAAACACAGGCACAUCAGCCCAACAUCUAAGGAUCACGGCUUUGUCAAGGGCCACCAAUGGUAAAAAAUCUGUUGCUGCAGUCCAAGAAGCUGGGCGGCGUCUAACUGCGUUCGCCGAGUCUAUUGGCCAACCGUUUUCAUUCCACCAUUGUAAACUGGACAACGAUGCAUUCAACACUUCGUCUCUGAAGCUUGUAAGAGGAGAAGCAGUGGUGAUCAAUUGUAUGUUGCAUCUCCCUCGGUUUAGCCACAAAACACCGAAUUCCGUAAUUUCCUUCUUAUUGGAAGCUAAAACUCUAAACCCGAAACUUGUCACUCUCGUUCACGAGGAAGUUGGCCUCAUGGGAAACCAAUGUUUCCUAUAUCGUUUUAUGGACUUGCUACAUCAGUUCUCAGCCAUCUUCGAUUCUCUAGAGGCAAGCCUCUCAAUCACUAACCCGGUACGGGGCUUUGUGGACCGUGUAUUUAUCGGUCCGUGGGUUGCUAAUUGGUUGACGCGUAUCACUGCUGAUGAUUCAGAAGUCGAAAGCUUUGCUUCGUGGCCACAGUGGUUAGAGACUAAUGGGUUUGAAGCCAUGGAAGUGAGCUUCGCCAACCGUUGUCAAGCAAAGCUCCUUUUGAGCUUGUUUAACGAUGGGUAUAGUGUGGAAGAAUUGGGCCAAAACGGCCUCGUCUUGGGAUGGAAAUCUCGACGUCUUGUGUCGGCCUCUUUCUGGGCCUCGCACGAGUCGAAUCUGUAAAUUCUCGUUUUUUUUCUAAUCAUAGUACAGUCAGUGCAUGAGACAGUGUUACAAAGACAUCAAAAUAAAAUGAUAAAA
This is a messenger RNA of Camelina sativa (false flax), 1549 nucleotides long. RefSeq names its product scarecrow-like protein 26. The record is from RefSeq and is a predicted model, not a curated record. Lineage: Eukaryota; Viridiplantae; Streptophyta; Magnoliopsida; Brassicales; Brassicaceae.